This is a messenger RNA of Venturia canescens, 3536 nucleotides long. Its product is annotated as serine/threonine-protein phosphatase 4 regulatory subunit 2-like. The record is from RefSeq and is a predicted model, not a curated record. Lineage: Eukaryota; Metazoa; Arthropoda; Insecta; Hymenoptera; Ichneumonidae. The transcript has a single exon. Gene Ontology annotation, molecular function: protein phosphatase regulator activity. Bases 190 to 2166 code for a protein of 658 amino acids. Gene Ontology annotation, cellular component: nucleus; protein phosphatase 4 complex; cytoplasm.
CACACGGGUUCUUCGGUAGGAAGUUACACGGGCGAACAGCGCGGACGAUCCAUCUCUCUUUAUUUAUAAUCCUCCAAACCUCAUUUCGCUCCGAGAAAAACAAUAAAACAAAUACUCAAAAGUGUACCAGUAUCCAAAAAGUGUUUCGAAUAAAAAAUUAUCCAGAAAGGUAUAAUAACGAGUACCAUAAUGGAAAAUCCUGAAGAAGUACUUCAGGCACUGGACGAAUUUCAAAAAAUGCGUCCUUCCGAAAUCCCUCGUGAACUAGAGGAGUAUUUGUCAUGGGUCGCGAAAACCGGCGAUCCGGUUUAUCAAUGGUCGCUGGUGAAGCCACUUUUUCGUGAAAAAUUAACGCGCGUCAUGACCGAUUUUUAUGAAAGUUGUCCGAGCCUCGAGCUGGCACCGUGCCCGAAUGUCGAGCAAUUCAACUACGACAUCAUGAAGUGUAACUUGCUCGAGCUCCUUGAGUCCUUUGCAAACGCCCCUUUCACAGUCCAAAGAAUAUGCGAGUUGUUGACAGCUCCUCGCAAGGAGUACAACCGUGUCGACAAGUUCAUGAGGGCUAUAGAAAAGAAUAUCCUCGUUGUGUCAACGGUAGAACCCGGACCGACAGCCAGGCGCAGCGAAAAUGGAGAUGGAAUGGUCAACGGCUCGCUGGAUGAUGAAACUCCCAGCGCACAAUCGACCCACGACGUAGAAAUGGAAUCUUGGGUUAAAGACUGCACGAGUGAAAAUUCAGUAGCUAUUCCAGCCGCAGACGCUGAUGCUCAACUAUUGGACUCCGUUUUACCAACUGGUAAGCUCAACAAAAUAGCAACUAAUGAGGAAAUUCCACAGAUUCAAACGAAAAACCAGGAAAUUAGCGAACGAAUUGAGAUUCCCGAGCCGGAAAGCAGCUCCCAAGUUAUAACGGCAGAAUCUGUUAUGACAGAUCCGAGCGAAGCUGCGUCACGACUGGAAAGUACAUCGGUUGAUCCUGCGGAGAGUACAGCUGCGGGAGAUGAAGUUCCCACAGCCGUUAUGAACGAAGACACCAAUUCCCAGCCGAGCCUGGACUCAGAACCGGAAGCUUCGGAGUCUUCGAGUACGCCGAAACUACAAACAACUUUCAGGACAAAAGAUUUUGUUCGGAAAGAAGACAGCGCUGAGCAAUCGUACGCAGACAUCGUGAAGAGUGCGAAUGAGAAGAGCAAGAUCGAAACAGAAGAGUUGGAAACGAAAUCGAUGGAGAAUAGCAAGGAAGCGGUAUUGAAAUCGACUGACAACGUCAAAGUCUCUUUCGAGUCUCAAGAAGAGAGCGAGGCUGAGACUCCUGAAGGUCAGCCGGAGAAACGGGCACGCAUUGAGAGACUGAUCGACGGUUUGGAGACGGAGAAUGCGUCCAUAACGAAAGAUUUGUCUUCGGACGCGGUGGCAGAGCCAGAGGAUGCGACUAGUUUCCUGGUCGAUGCUGUCACGAGUCAUGAGAGUACAGAGAAAGCGAUGGGCGCAAGUACGACAGAGGCAACUGUUACGGAAUCGGGAGCGUCCGCUCCCGAGACUGAGAAAAUUGGUGAAGUCCUGGAAGAGAAGACAGAAAAGACGGAAGAAAAGCCUCUGGAGGAAUCGUUGUCGGAAGCAGACCGGGGGAAUGUGCCAACGGAAAAUCCGAGACCUAUAAUCGAGGAGCCGGUUUCUUCGGAAGAGUUGAGCGAAGAAAGGGGCGAUGUGAGUUCGGGAACGCGAGAACAACAGCAAGAGAGCACGGUCACGAUAGAAGAAGCGAUGGACGACGAUACGAGAACCAACAAAUCGAUCGUCCCCGAUCCAAUUCCCAUAAUCGAGGAGCCAAAAGACCCGGAGACUCCCACACAAAACGAAGAAAGCUCCACGAUAAUAACAGAACUUCCGGAAAUGGUGAAAAAUACAACGGCCACAGAAUCUCCGGAGUCCUCGGAACCAAUCGCCCCGACAGUUCCCGUUGAACAAACAAGUGUGAUAGAAACUAUCGAGGAACUCCCCGAAGCCGAGGAGGACAUAACCGACGUUAAGUGUCCAGAAGGAGCGACGAUCGAGGAGAAGAUCGAACCAGCGGAAUCGAUGGAAGUCGACGCGGAAGAAUCCUUGCCAGGCUUUCAACAGGACGAGCCCAUGGAGCAAGAAUCCGUCGAUAUGCUCAAAAGUUAAUAUCCGACUAUUCGCUAAAAAUAAAAAUGCAAAUUGGUAUGAUAAAAAGACCUUUCGAAAAAUUAUUCAACAACCGAAUUUGUGAUUUUACCUUUGUUCUACAAGCCCCGAAGCUAUACGAACACAACGAGACACAAAUCCAGACAGGCACACACACACACACACACAAACACACGCAGAAACAUACCGUCAUGACCGACUCGAAAAAAUUGUACUCUUCGACUCGCGUAAUUCACAAAUACGCUAUUUUAUUUAUACGCAUAGUUGUUUGUUGUUUACGUCUUUCACGAAUAAGGAGCGAAGAGAAAAACAUUUGAAGCGUCGGAAAUGGUCGAUGUAUUUUUAAGAUCCUUUUGAGUAAACUGAAAAACUAAUUAUCUCGAGUUAUUCGUAUGCGCGUGUGAAAGUCCAACAAGUCCAAGUAAAUGAAAGGAAAGCGGAUAAGAAAAUGUCUUUGUUACAGUACAGUUUAAGAUAUAAUAAUACGUAAAAUAUACUUCGACCACUUAUUUUUUGGUACUAUAAAUAUAUAAAUAUUUAAUAGGAACUGACAUUGAAUUUGCGCGAGUAAGAGACAUUAGAAUGUGGGUGAGGGGGGUGUAAAUGCUGCUAUUAAAUGUCCGAAGCUCGUUCGAAGGAGAAAAGAAUAAGCAUAAAUACAACACUGCCUAAAUGUACAUUGAACUCAUCUCGCUCUUCAAGGAUACACAAUAUACGUAUAUAUUUUUUCUUCGUAAAAAAAAUGCGCGACGAGCAUGAUUCCAAUUUGAAAAUAAAAAGAUCAUUAAUUCGUGAGGCCGGUUAUAAAUAAUCGGCUUUGAUUAGAGCCUCGAAAAUUGGCAAUGAUUCCUUUUAAUGGGAUGUCGAUUUUUUAAAAGUGAGAUCAGCACGACGCACCAAUCAAGAUUCAUUGGAAAUGCUAAAUUAUUUCCCUAUCCGUUUAGUAGGAGCUCGAUAUUAUUUAUAAAAAAAAGACGCGAAAUAACGAAAAUAAAGGUGUAUACAGGCUGAACGUUUAAUCUGUCAACAUAUUUUGACCUCACUUUUUAUUUGUAACUAAUGUAAAAACGAGAGUAGAAGAAACUCGGGAUUGACUACUGCAUUUGUACGAUUGUUUGAAACUUGAAAUUAUGAGGGUGUCGCAGAUCUUCGAACUCGAAAAUUAGUGCCCGGAUAAUGAACGAAGAAUAUGCAUAUUGACCUUUGCAAUUAGAAUUACUGAAAGCAAUCAGAUGAAAAACUGCAAGAUCGUAAAUAUCCCUCGUAAUCGUAUAUGAAUUAUUUAAGAUAAUAUUAAAAAAAAAAAAAAAAAAUAACGAUAGCUGUGUAUAUUAUUUUAUAGCGAUGAAUAUAUGCAGAUUAUUAUGAAA